Orbicella faveolata is the source of this 3892-nucleotide messenger RNA. RefSeq lists its product as uncharacterized. NCBI's taxonomy places the organism in Eukaryota, Metazoa, Cnidaria, Anthozoa, Scleractinia, Merulinidae. The record is from RefSeq and is a predicted model, not a curated record. Gene Ontology annotation, biological process: Rho protein signal transduction. Gene Ontology annotation, cellular component: cell surface; plasma membrane. Gene Ontology annotation, molecular function: death receptor activity; nerve growth factor binding; coreceptor activity.
AAAUGCAUAGCAUUCUCGAAAAUGCUACAGUUCCAAUAGAUUUCAUUUUACAUAAACAGCUACUAGGCUCAAAGUUGGAAAUACGUGAGUUCUUGCAUGACCAUGAUGAUGAAAUGAAGGAGGCCGGGGAAUCCCCGACGGGCACAGGCACGCAAUUUAAAUUGAUCACGACGGUCGCGUGCAAAAGUUUUUAUUUGUUUGGGAUACUCUGCGUGGCUAACUGAAAUAUCCUCAUCUUCCGUUUUAUAUCAUAUAUGUUUAAACUGAGGUAGUGACAGACAUCGGUUUUACGACAUCGUAGAAAUCUGCAGUUUGUAAUCGACCCCUAAAAAUAUCAACUUGGGUGUUUACUGCAGUUAAUGCAAGUUAAAAAAUUGAUUGCACUUGUUUGUACUUUUUCCGCUUUCUGCUUCGAGACGAUGAGCUUCAAUUGAUGUGAAAGCCCUUCACAAAAGAUGCAGUGCACUUCAGGGAAAAUACUUCUAACGAUUUUGGCAUUUCUUACCAUCUCAUCAGUCAGUAAAGGUUAUGAGUGUCCAAGCUGUAGUGGCCAGUACAUCAAAAUUAUUGAUCCCUCAACAGAAAAAUGUUUAGAGUGCUGGCCUUGCCCAGAAUGUGUAGAUGGUCAUGGUUCAUCUGUUAAUUGUCGAGCAACUGUACCUGAAGGCACAAAAAUUCACUGUGUGCUAUGUGUCAAUGGUGCAAAUUUCUCGGACAGUUUUGGUACUGAUCAAUGUCAACCUUGUGGAGUGUGCGCAGGCGAACAUGAACAUGUACUCAACAAAUGUACACGUGAAAGUGAUGUCAAGUGUGAUUGCAAAGCAGGGUUUUAUCGGAACAAAACAAAUGAUAAAUGUCUUCCCUGUAGUUCCUGCCCAAGCUGCUUGAGGGAUAAAGACAUCUUUGCAAAAUGUCAGAAGGAUAAAGGUGAACAGCAGAUGGCAAGGUCAUCUACCACUACAUACAGUACAUCAUCGGUCUCAUCCUUAGUAACAUCUUCCCAUUCACAUUAUCAUGCUACUUCUAUGUCUUUGCUUCCUACAAGAACCCAAGAGAUCAGCCCUACAUCAACGAGUGUAUUAGAGCAUGAGAUGACGACACCCACUUCAAAAGCCACCGUGCAAGUGCAAAUGAAUGAUGACCACACUCAUAAGAGUUCCAGCAAGAAAACUGAAAUUAUUAUCUUAGUAUCAGUCAUCAUCAUGUGUGUGUGUCUGCCAACUUGUGUGACAUUGUGUCUUCUAUACCACACAACAAAGAACUCCAGUACUCGUCGAUUGAAUGACGACCCUGUUAGAUUUUCAGAGUUAAAUCAAGGCGCUAUUGAAGAGAGCGAACAAGGAAAUAAUGAAGAGAGUAACUCAUGUGAGACCUCUAGUGUUGAUGAGCUUAAUAUGGAUAAAACACAAUGCAGUGAAACUGUUGAAGAAAGAAAUAGUAGUGAACCUGAUUUAUCAUCUUCUUUGAGUGGUUCAGAAGGCAAGUCCAAUGGAACUGCAGAGUUGACAGCCCAUCAGGAUGGUAGGGUCAUAGUAAGUGAUCAUCCUGAAGAGACAGCAGCAAUAGGGAUUCCGUCAUCUCUUGAAGAUGAACAAAAAAAUGAACAGAGUAAUUACAUCUGUCAAGGGCAUAAUCGGCCAUGUGAUUUGCCUGAAGAUGCUCAGGAUGGCUCUGUUAUUGCAUUAAAGGAUGGGACAGUGGUUCCCUCUGACAAUCUGGAUGCACUUGUUGAUGUGAAAAACAAGAUGCCAUCUGGCAACAACACAGCUGUUAAUGUGUUCAUCAAUCUUCAUGACCUAUCACAGAUAAAGAGAGGCACAGCUGCUGUGUCUCCAUUUGGUGACUUUAACAGUGCAUCUUGUGGUAAUAAUGUGAUGAUCCCUGCAUCAAGUUCAGGAAUGCCAGUGCCAGUAAACCAGGGAACAAUCUGUGCUCCUAGUUCCACUGCGACACCAACAGCCCAAUCUAUUGAAGGAAACAGAGGUUAUGCGACCCACAUAACAUGUGUACCUUCACCUGUUAUUAAUGAAAUGUGCAGGCUGCUAGAUUUGGAUAGAUAUUUAAUAGAUGGAAAUGAUUAUACAAGGCUUGGAAGUGAACUUGGGCUGGAUUCAACACAAAUCCAAUCCCUCAAACAGAAAUGUAACAACCCGUCUCAUGUUAUUCUUACGCAAGUGUUUCCAGCUUUGCCAAAUUCUGGAACACUUGAACACCUCAUUCCCUUGCUGAAAAAAAUGGGAAGACAUGAUGUGAUUCAUGUCAUAGAUAGAUGGGUGGGUAAUCAAAAGUGAACACAGGCUUCCCAUGUUAAUUAGGUGUAAACAGUGUUUCACAGUGGCAGUCAUCCAGACCCUUCUUCUUUAUAGGAUGGGGAACCCUAACUUUUUGCAGCCAUUAUCAGGCUAUAAGUCAAGGUGACUGCCCCAAAAAUGUUUGGCCCUACAGACCUUUCAUAGUUUCACCAAUAAGAGGGUAGGGGGCUUGCCCUCCUCUCCUCUCAGGCUAUUCUAGAUCUGCCACUGUCUCAUAUUAGGUGUGCAGUGUUUUGGACUCUCAAAUCUCAGUACAAUAUACCAUUGAACAGCAUGUAAAUUAUUGGUAUUGAUCAUGUUACUUCAUUGCUUCGUACCAUGGCACCAUUACACCUGGGUUUCAUCAAUGUUUUCAGCAGAAAGGCAACUGGUUUUCACAGGCAGACAUUUUUUUUCAACUGAACAUCUUUAUGGCAGUAACAUUCCUACAUUUGGUUGAAAACGAGCCAGGCAAACUCAUCCUCACAGCUGGUCAAUUUGCCUGGUGUCCAGCCCUUAAUGAAACCCCUGCAUUAACAUCAUAUGUGUACUGAAGAGACUGAGAAAUCAAAACAGUAAUUAACAUUUACAUGUUUAAAUUAAACCAUAACAAAGGAAUAUAUUUUUAUUUGUAAAAAGAGUUUUAAAUGAAAGUGAUGUUGUGCUGUUAUAAUGAAACCCAACAGUUUAACCAGUGGGAAUUCUUUUUUUUUUUUUGAAAUACAAUUUAAAUGUAUCCUACACUGCUUUGCAAAAUUAAAAUACCUAGGCAGGGACUAGAUAAUUAAGGUUGUGGUAUAUUCAACAAAAUGUUUCACCUCUUUCACUGCUAAUCAUUUUUGCACCUUUGAACAUUUUUUAAUGAAAUUUGUGCAUUUUCAAAUAUUUGUAUAUUAUUUAUUUAUUUAUAUUGUCACACUUUUCAUGAAAAUAUCAAGACCCCAAAGUGUAAUUUUGCACAUUAUUUAAAGUUUCUUGCUCACUGCUAGCUUUUUCUGUGAUGAUUUGGUUUGCCAAUGCUUUUCCAAUGUAACUUCCAAUGGCCAGUUUCCUCUGUGAGAAGUACCUGCAGGGAAUCAUGGUAGUUGUACUCAUCAUCUUGGAAUGGAUAUAUAUCGUUUAAUUUUAAGGCUGAUAUUGUUAUUUUUAUGAAGCUGUAAGUUAUAUAAGAUAAUGGUAACCGUGAUAAGCCACAAAAGUAAAUACUUUGUACCAGCUGGUUAGUGGCUUUCUCACCAUUUUGAGCAACCUCGUUCCCAGGCUCUCUCUCCUUUGUCCUCUCCCAACUUCUCCAAACGACAACGACAAAUCCCAAUGACAAAUCCCAACGACAAGGGAGGAAGAGGAGAGAGAGCCUGGGAACGAGGUUGCAUUUUUAGAAGUCUACAAAUUAAACGACUACUCUAUUGUUAAGUUCAUAGUAUUUCUCAACAAAAAAGAUACUUGAUACUGUGUAUAUAUUUUGUAGAUCUUAAGGUCAUCUUUAUGGUUUGGUAAUUAGCUUAACAGCUUUUGAAGUAUUUUUUUGGUUAAGGUGUGUAAAGAUAUGACAUAAUGUCUUAAUUGUCAAUUAUAUAGAUUACAAACCUCCUUUUCUUCAG